UUAUAAACUGAUUAUGUUGGUUCGCGAUUACUGUGCGAUUUUUGUGCGAUUGUUGUGCGAUUAUUUGAAACAAUUUUGGUAAUUUGCUGUGCGAUUUCCUGCGAUUCGUUGUGCGACUUUUAUGCGACUUCUUUCUAACUGUUUUCAUUUGGAACACAGCAAAUUGAUGCCAUGGCGCACUUAUUGAGAAGAAGACGGACCCUGUACCCGGAAGUCUACACCCGAAAAGGUGUAGUUUUGGACACAUCUGCUCCACAGUUCUUUUCCAUGUUUUGGAAUAUGUGUGAGGGUGACAGGAGCAAGAUCAAAUGGGAUGAGAGCGUCAUGAGCUACGUGCAGGGGAUACCGCACAGAUACUUGCCAUGUUGGGAGAAGCAGGAGUACAUAUACUUUGUGUUGCACCUUCCCAAAGAGCGCCACUGGGUGGCAGUUGAGGUGGAUAUCGAGAACUGGGAGAUCAUUGUAUAUGAUUCCGAUAUCGGUGCCACCGUUGAGGCAGCCAUGGAGUCAUAUUUGAAGCCUUACAGCGAGCUCUUUGCAAAUCUAAUUCGAGAUAGCGGUUAUUUCCAAUACAACAAUUAUGUACAUCCGGUGGAGUUGGGCGAUCUCAGUCAGCUCCUACCCCUCCAUUAUAGACGAGCUACCUCGGAGGUUGUACCACAAACGAACGGCAGUGGCAAUUGUGGAGUGUAUGCCAUGGAGCACAUUGAGCACUUGAUGCUGGAUCGUUCGUUGGAGCAUGUGCAUGAUGAUAACAUGCUCACCUUUAGACAUAGGUGGUGUGUGGACCUAUUUUACCAGAACUUAACGUGGUAGUUUUUUGUAGGUUUUUGCAAUGUUAAUCUUGUACACAUAAACUCCCCUUUUGUAAUUGUAUUAUAAUCUCACCAAAUUUAUAUAUAACAAGUAAAUUUAAAGCUAUUUAAAUUGUUGCUUGUAUCAA
Cannabis sativa is the source of this 943-nucleotide messenger RNA. RefSeq lists its product as uncharacterized. Gene Ontology annotation, biological process: proteolysis. The record is from RefSeq and is a predicted model, not a curated record. Bases 172 to 816 code for a protein of 214 amino acids. The transcript has 2 exons. Gene Ontology annotation, molecular function: cysteine-type peptidase activity. Lineage: Eukaryota; Viridiplantae; Streptophyta; Magnoliopsida; Rosales; Cannabaceae.